Amoebophrya sp. A120 is the source of this 2274-nucleotide messenger RNA. Lineage: Eukaryota; Dinophyceae; Syndiniales; Amoebophryaceae. The record is from the annotation of a GenBank genome assembly.
CCGUGACUGGCGUGAUCCUGAGCAUGCAUAUUGAUACAGGAGUGAAAGGACAAUAAAACAGAAGUCGUGUCGUGUGUUGCCGGAAGGUGACCACAUCAACAUACUGAUUCAACUCUCAUGUAGCUUCCGCUACUUACAUAAGUGUCGCAGUUUCAAUACAAUUCUUCUCAGCUUCUGAUGAAUGGAAACGAUGAGAACCUCUUUGUAUGCGGAACAUGCGCAGGUCUCCCAGAGCAGGCGUUCUCGGAUGCAAACGGAAAUGACGCAAAAACCGACCAGUUUGUUGGGAAUUACUUCUGCAAGAAUCCAAGUCGGGCCCACAGUUCCUGGCUUCCUGAUUCCUGGUGGCCGUUCGGCGCAAGCGCUGAGCAGGGAUUCGAUUCGACGGAGAGUGGCGGGAAGGGUGGCUGCAGAACCGCGUUGUUCUCCGCGGCUCCUCGCAAUAUGCGGUCACAGACGGACCUGGAUCACUUCGAGCUGACAGCACACACGGUUUUGCAGACGGGUCAGCUGAUGCUGAACAUGACGGUGAUGCAGCCGUUGUUUUUCUGGGCGGAACUCAAGCAAGCUGUCGAAGAGGAAGUUUCGAGGUCGUUCCCAGGUGCAAGGGGGGCGCGAAGAGAGCAGCAAGCAACAGCGCUACUGCGACAAUCAGCCGAUGUUGAUCUUGCUGUGAGUAACCGAGAUACAACAGGAAGUAGCACCGCUCCAUUGGUUAUUCCCAUUGUGAAUCACGAGCAGCGAGGUCAGGGAUCACAUUUCUCGUUUGGGGGGCUUCCUGGGGAACCCUUUACGUCGCCGUCGUCGUGGACAAGCUUUCUGUUGAACGACCGCCUUUACAACUAUCCGGACGAAACCGAUAAAGAAUUCGUUGAUCGCCGCUUGCAGGAGCUCAAAGCGACGCUGAAGGAGUCGGUUCGUGACUGCCAAAAGGCGCUGAGGCAAGCGUAUAAAGAAGUGUCGGCGUCACUUGAAACCCAUAGUGAGUCUUUGUUCGGGAUGAAUAAAACGCGAACGGAAUGGCGGUCCGAGGAGAAAGACUAUCGCGGCUUUGUCGCGGAUAAUUCGAACAACGUCGUCGGUCGUUUCAUUGACCGGUGGCGAGAUAUUGGCGCUUCAUCUUCUGGUCAAUCCAAGAAUUUUUUCUACAGCCGCAAUGUCGAAACUGCAAACCGGCGCAAGAACGACGAUUCUUUGAGGAAGGCGAUUAUCGGGGUAUUGGGCGCGAGCGCGGUGUGUUUCACAUCCUGGCAGCUGCCGCAAUUGUUGCGGCGCGCGGCGCCGGCGGUCGCGCAGCGGUGGCAAACCUGGAAUGCGAGUCACCUGAUGUGCAGCUCGCGGCACGUGCGCAGUUUUCCACACCUUCUCUACACACCUUUCACAGCUGCUUUGUCCCAUCAGAAGCCCUUGCACUUCCUGUUUAACUGUGGGGCUCUGUACAUUUUUUCCAUGCUGCUCGGUUUCGACAUGAAGGUCUUCCAUCAGGUCGCGGAUAGACUGAACCGCGAGUGCGAGAUUGCGAACAAAAGCGAUGUCGACAAAUCCCCGCCCGCCCUCAGCCGACUCAACUUCUCCCAGCCAACCACCGCGGGCAUAGAGUAUACAAAAUUUGUUCUGGCGACGGGCUCUCUGUCCAUUCUAGCGCAUUGCCUCUCCGGUGCCCAGCGCGGAGUCCUCGGUGUGAGCGGUACCUUGAUGGCCAUGGUGACUUUGGCGGGCUGCAUAGAGCCGGAGCGAAGGCUGCAAAUGGUGUUUCCGGUGCCCGGCGCGUCCGUGUCCCUGUCGCAAAUUUCCGAUGUGAAUAUGGUCGUAAAUGGAGGGCUCGCGUUGUAUUUCCUUCUGGCCCCCCUUCUCAGGAGAGGACUACGAUUCCCCUUCUCGUCGUCGGGCGGUUUUUACUCUUGGAAUUACCGGGUCGCGCAGCGGGGCGGAAGCUUCGGAAACGCAUCGACCUCAGCUCUGGAGCAGGAGCCUCAGGUGGCCUGGCUGGCACACGCCGCGGGCAUUGGACUUGGAUUUGGCUACUACCACUAUAUUCACGAGCGACUGCGACUGUGGCCGUCGAAUGUAGGUUUUUCGACCACACAUACUGUAGAGUACAUGAAAUACGAUUGGACACGAACGUACGAAGAUUUCAAACAGAAAUUCGACUUUGAAAGUCGAAGGCGGUUUUGAGAUGCUAACAGUUCUUGUGUGCAUCGAUCAACUGAAAAUACAUGACUUACAUACGUUUGAUUGUCGCAGAAGUGCACAUGGGUGUCUUCAAAGAUUGAU